AACUCCGCAACGACAACGAAGCAGAGCAACCAGCGUCAUCAGCACAUCACUCACUCUCUACCUCGCAGCGCACACGGAACAGCAAGCAGGGACACUCUAGUAGACGGCGCACAUCACAGUCUACCAGUGCACCGCGGCAUCAUGGCCACUGCUGCUCCAUUCGACGCAAAGGCGCUCUAUGAAUACCGCUCUGAGCACGCAGAUGACCUCAGCUUCGGCCCUGAGCAGAUCAUCCAUGUCACAGAAGUCGAAGAUGAUGAAUGGCUCAGUGGAUGGUAUGAAGGGCCAAAAGGGAGGUGUCAGGGCAUGUUUCCAAAGAAUUACGUCGAGGUCCUCCCAGCUGUCCCAGUCCCGCCAAGACCCCAGGCGCGGCCCAGUCAUUCCAGGUCAAAGUCUAUCGUUGAGGAAAAGCCAGAAGAUGUAUCAGAGCGGACGGCAGUCGUUCCACCAACUCAGCCAAUUGAGCCUGUGGCCAAGAAAGCAGUAGUAACAGCCGAGUCGGAAGCAAGGACUGAGCAAGAGCGAAUACAGCCUACUGCAAAGGUGAGCACAAUGAACGAGACUGAGGACGAAGGGCAUGCAGCACCCGCUACAGCGAAGCCAAUAGAGGCAUCAUCCAAGAGGCCGCUCAUCGACACUCAAACACAAGCGCCCAUGACUGAAGCAACACAAGUGCAGAGUCCCCGGUCAAGCGCAGCUGAGGCUGAAGAUUCUUCAAGAGGUCCAGAGCAAUCAUUGGCAUCGCCCGAUCAGUCAAAGCCUAAGCCUGCCAAGCCCAACGCGUUCCGUGAUCGCAUUGCGGCCUUCAACAAGGCAGAAUCGGCGCCAAUCGUACCACGCGCAAUGGCAAAGCCUGUACUUGCAAAGAAGCCCUUCAUUGCGCCGCCGCCCUCAAAGGAUUCGUAUGUGCCACAUAUUGCUUCAAAGACCAGGGCAGCUAGCACCACUGAAUCCAGUCCCGUGGAUGUGCCAUCAAGGCCAAUGGAUGUGCCUGACGCAAGUAGCAUCACUUCACCAGUAGAAGGCGCUCCCAAGAUCGGAUCUCUGAAGGAUAGGAUUGCUGCACUUCAAGCUGAAAGAGAACAACUCGCUGUCAAAAAAGCUUCAAGCAAGCCUGCAGGAGAUGCAGCGAUUGAGGAAACAGCCAAAGCUCAGGAUGAGAUCGAGGAGGAGGAAGAGGCGGAUCGCGCUGCUAGCCUACCUGUCCUGCAACCACUGACACGCACCUCAACUAGCCGCAGCAUCGAAAGUGUACACUCGGAAGUACGUCCGCUGAGCCGACAGCCAUCAGCCCGUGCAGGGUCAUUCACUGCUGCGUCUAUCACUGGUCAAGACGAAGAAGUCACCACAACGCAAGAGCAGCCCAAGGAAGGCGAUGAGCUUCACGACGCAAAGGACUCUAGCCAGCUUGCAGACGCAGAUGAGCAGGAACUUGACGAGGAAGAACAGCGCAAGCAACGACUUCGAGAGCGAAUGGCACGCAUGAGUGGUAUGGGUAUGGGCAUGCAUAUGGCCCUUGGUCUUCCAGCAGUUCAACAAAAAUCUCGCACUGCUAGACCCGAAGAUGAGCAGCAGACCUCUGCAGAAGCAGCACCAAAGGCAUCAGUCCCAGUGAUCCCUAUGCCUGGCCUCCCUUCAGCUCCACCAGCAGUGUUGGCUGAAGGAACCGCAAAAGACGACUUGGGCCACACACAAGCAAUCAAGACGGAUGCUGUGCCGGAGAAUGAAGAAGUCGACGACUCUGAAGACGAGCAAUCCGAACCCUUGCAGUCUUCUAGGCGUCCAUCGCUUGAGCCCAGUACGCCGCUCGUUCUUGAAACAGGCUCGCCGUCCUUGCGUUCACCAAUGAGUCCAGGUGGCAAGUCAAGAAUGUCAUACUUUGGUCCAGUCUCCUUAAGUGGUCCAAAGCCCACAUCCCCAGGUCCUAUGGCUCGAGCUUCUGCUCCACCUGUUCCGCAAAGUGCUCGCCCUCCAGCGCCGGCACCACCAAUUCCAGCGUCGGCUAUACCUCCAUCCGCACGGGAAGCGAAGCUCUCUGAUUCGACAGUGCUAGUGGAUAGUGAACGAGAAGGCUAUGAGGCAGAUGCAGACGACGACACAGACACCACGUCGACUCAUGACCAGCAGCGUAUGCCCAAUUGGCCGAGUACUGAGACUCCAUUGCCACAAGCAUCGCACCAGAGUGUUUUGCCACGCGGACUGCCACCUGUACCAGUCGUUCCACAGGGUGUGCCGCCUGUCCCAGAGAUGCCAGCUGCUUCACGUAGUCUUCCACCACCUAUGACAGCUGCUCCGGCACCACCUGUUUCACGGGCGCCACCCCCUCUGCCAGACGCUGCACCACCAACUUCCGUCAUUUCUGUGCAAGAAUCAGACUACCAGGCCCGAGAUUCACAUGAAGAUCAAUCCAGUGCAGAUGACGGUGAAGCUCAGUUGCCAGAGAUGCCAUCGCAUGCACGGCGGCUGUCGACCAUGCGAGGCCAUGAAGACGCCAAACACAGGCAAUCAAUAGAUGCGACAAGGAGUCUACCGCGACAAUCUGUGGAGACACGGCGAGACAGUUUCGGCGACUACUUGUCUAAGGACGUUUCUUUUGGCAGUGCCGCGGAUUGGGCAAAGGGUUUUCCUGCGCUGCUCUCUCAGCGCCAGGAUUUGGUUUGCGACGUCAAGGAACAUACAGACGCUGAGCACAGUACAACUACAAGAGACGCCUGCAUCUUGUUUCAAGAUCACAGCCAGCUUAUUGUUUCGGUCGUGUCGGAUUCCAACAGUGGAGAAGUACUGCAAUUUGACCAAGUUCACCGACCGCCUCCUGCAUUGGCCUCUCGGGAAAAGCUUGAGGCUGAACAUGAACGAUAUGGCAAUACACUUCUUGACAAGGCGAAGCGACUCAACAACACUGUUGUAGCAAAUGGCGACGCUUUGACUUUUGUGUCCAGCAUUGUAAAGAGCCUGCCUGGAGCUAUACCUCCGAUUGGCGCGCGCACGUUUGGCGCUCCCGUCUACUUGAAUCUUGCGAAUGCCUCUGUCACAGUGCAAGACGAGAUUAGGCCGGGCGAUAUUAUUGCUUUCCGCAACGCAAAGUUCACUGGUCACAAGGGUGCUAUGAAGAGCAAGUACAGCUUGGAUGUUGGCAAGCCAGAUCAUUGUGCCAUUGUGAUUGACUGGGAUGGAACGAAGAAAAAGGUCAGGGUGUAUGAGCAAGGGCGAGAGGGCAAAAAGGUGAGCGAGGCAUCGUACAAGCUCAAGGAUCUGCGCUCCGGUGAAGUCAAGGUCUUCCGCGCCGUCUCUUGGCAGUAUUGUGGUUGGUAGUAUAGCUCUUGAGAAGUUGCGUUUGUAGUAAGGCGAGUCCAAUGCAAGCUUAAUAACG
Molecule: messenger RNA, 3370 nt
Organism: Protomyces lactucae-debilis
Lineage: Eukaryota; Fungi; Ascomycota; Taphrinomycetes; Taphrinales; Protomycetaceae
Exons: 2
Coding region: 142-3312 (1056 amino acids)
Molecular function (GO): protein binding
Source: RefSeq, a predicted model, not a curated record